AUGAAUGAAAGACAAUCCCUUCAGGGCCUCCCUCAUGGUUUAUUUGGGAAAGAAAAGAAGGGCACAAUCACCACCUUGAUGGAAGCCACCCCUUCCUUCAAACAAGACACCUACUUGGUUUCCCACCUCAAGUCUUCAGAGAAGAAAGCACUGCAAGAGCUCAAGGAAAAGCUUCAAGCUUCUUCUGACACAAAAAGCCAUGCUUUUUCCAUGUGGGGUGUUCAUUUACUUGGUGAUGAUGAGAGUGCUAAUGUGUUACUAUUGAAGUUCCUGAGAGCCAGGGACUUCAGGGUCAACGAUGCUCUCAAAAUGCUUCUCAAGUGCUUGUCUUGGAGGUCAAAGUUUGGUGCUGACAACGUUGUGGAUGAAGACUUGGGAUUCAAGGAGCUUGAAGGGGUAGUGGCUUACACUCAUGGGUGUGAUAGAGAGGGACACCCUGUGUGCUACGAUGCUUAUGGAGUGUUCAAAGACAAGGACAUAUAUGAGAAAGUUUUUGGAAAUGAAGAGAAGCUAAACAAGUUCUUGAGGUGGAGGGUUCAAGUUCUAGAGAGAAGCAUUAAGCUUCUUCAUUUCAAGCCUUGUGGGGUUAAUUCUCUUAUUCAGGUCACUGACCUAAAGGACAUGCCCAAGAGAGAGCUUAGAGUUGCUUCCAAUCACAUUCUCUCUUUGUUUCAAGACAACUAUCCUGAAAUGGUGGCUCGUAAGAUUUUCAUCAAUGUGCCUUGGUACUUCAGCAUGUUGUACUCAAUGUUCAGUCCAUUUCUGACCCAAAGGACUAAGAGCAAGUUUGUGAUCUCUAAGGAAGGCAAUGUUGCAGAGACACUGUACAAAUUUAUAAGGCCCGAGGCUAUUCCUGUUGUGUAUGGUGGACUGAGUCGACCCAGCGAUUUGCAAAAUGGUCCCCCAAAACCUGCUUCUGAGUUCACAGUUAAAGGGGGAGAGAAAGUGAACAUACAAAUAGAAGGAAUUGAGAGUGGUGCAACUAUAACGUGGGACAUUGUGGUGGGAGGGUGGGACUUGGAAUACAGUGCUGAGUUUGUCCCAAUUGCACAAGGAAGCUACAUUAUAGCAGUUGAGAAGGCAAGGAAGAUUGAGGCCUCAGAAGAAGCAAUCCAUAACUCAUUCACGUCAAAAGAAGCUGGCAAAUUGGUACUAUCUGUUGAUAACUCUUCCUCAAGGAAGAAAAAAGUUGCUGCUUAUUGCUAUGUUGUCCGAAAAAGCAUUGAAGUGCAUUUAAGUCCCAAAUAA
Molecule: messenger RNA, 1248 nt
Organism: Abrus precatorius (Indian licorice)
Lineage: Eukaryota; Viridiplantae; Streptophyta; Magnoliopsida; Fabales; Fabaceae
Product: patellin-6-like
Exons: 5
Coding region: 1-1248 (415 amino acids)
Molecular function (GO): lipid binding
Source: RefSeq, a predicted model, not a curated record